This is a messenger RNA of Daldinia decipiens, 1510 nucleotides long. RefSeq lists its product as uncharacterized. The record is from RefSeq and is a predicted model, not a curated record. NCBI's taxonomy places the organism in Eukaryota, Fungi, Ascomycota, Sordariomycetes, Xylariales, Hypoxylaceae. The transcript has 3 exons. Gene Ontology annotation, molecular function: proton transmembrane transporter activity. Gene Ontology annotation, biological process: proton transmembrane transport; proton motive force-driven ATP synthesis. The coding region runs from base 630 to 1085 and encodes 151 amino acids.
AAAAAAAAAAAAAAAAAAAAAAAGCCUCAAGCUUUUUUGAUAAAAUGUGUCCGGGAUGCCGGUAUAGGAUGACCCGGUAUUGCCCGAAAGGUCUUGCUUUGUUUAACCCAACCGUCAAAAAUAAUCAACAGCCUUGUCCUGAUCGGGUAGUCUUCUACUACACAGUAGAAAAAAGAAAAUGUGAACAAGUUUACCUAGAUCAGUUCUUAGGUUAAGCCGUCCCACUUCUCAAUCCACUCGCCCUGUGGGUUUCGAGUCGUGGUAGUCUUUUAGUUACCAUACCUACCUGAACAGCUGAAGGUACUUCUGUUCUCAAGAAACUCCCUAAGGAACCGACCUUCAUGCCAGCUGUUGCACUGUGUCCCCCUAAGGUACCCAGCUGCUAACUAGCAACCAAGCAACCAAGUAACCAAGUAACCGCCAACCCGGACGAUUCUGUUCCUCUCGUUUCUUCCGAAGCUCUCCCUUCCUUUUCUUCCUUUCCCACUCACACACCAGUCAGCAAGCUCAAUUUUUUUUCUCCUUCGACGAUUUGGACCAGCUCCUCCCUCCCAUCUUCUUUUCAUCAGUCAUCUUUGGUCUUUGUAACCAACGCCUCUCCCCUCCAUCUCACAUCCACGUCUAUCACAAUGGCCUCCGCUCGCGUUGUCGCCUCCAGGCUCGCCUCCUCCAUGGGCACCAAGGUCGCUCGACCUGCCAUGCGAGCUCAAUUGACCAGCGUUGCUGCUAAGCGAACCAUCAGCAAUGCUACUCCCUUCCAGGCCGUCAAGCGCCAGCAAGCCUCCAAGAUCCUGAGCGCCACUACCCGCCAGGUUUUCCAGCAGACUCCCCGCCGAGCUUACUCCUCUGAGAUCGCCCAGGCCAUGGUCGAGGUCUCCAAGAACUUGGGUAUGGGUUCCGCCGCCAUCGGUCUGACCGGUGCUGGUAUCGGUAUCGGUCUCGUCUUCGCUGCUCUCCUUAACGGUGUUGCCCGCAACCCCGCUCUCCGCGGCCAGCUCUUCUCUUACGCCAUUCUGGGUUUCGCUUUCGUCGAAGCCAUCGGUCUUUUCGACCUCAUGGUUGCUCUCAUGGCCAAGUUCACUUAAGCAACUUAACCUCCAUACUUACGGAGGCUGGGGUUCGCACUACGGUCUGGAACGUGUGAAUGAGCAAAUUCGGAGUGAGGGGUACACCGCGAUGGUUUCGUGCCUUCACCGUGUUCAAUAGGAGAACCAGCAUUAGAGUAAUUAGAGGUCCAUAGACUCCCGUGGAUAGGGGAAAAAACCUAGGGGAGGGUUUGCAUUGCAUUGAGGCAUGUAACGAUGGGAGAAAACUAAGGCCACCUCUGGUUGGCGUCUGUAAAAUACAACCAUCAUCUUCACCAGCAUCGCCGAGGCUUCCCUUUUUUUGUUUUGUUUCUUGUUUUUAUGCCUGAUGACGAGAAACGAAUUCGUGAACUGUCCCAGAUGGGCUAAUCAAGAAGAAAUUCCACUCACCAAUUAUCAUGAUAUUUUGCCUAUAUCGUGAUAUG